Molecule: messenger RNA, 1156 nt
Organism: Kogia breviceps (pygmy sperm whale)
Lineage: Eukaryota; Metazoa; Chordata; Mammalia; Artiodactyla; Physeteridae
Product: striatin-3-like
Cellular component (GO): dendrite
Molecular function (GO): calmodulin binding; protein phosphatase 2A binding; protein-containing complex binding
Source: RefSeq, a predicted model, not a curated record
AUGGAAGAAGAUAAAGAUGACCUCUCCCCAACUACUGAGGUUUGGGAUGUAGACCAGGGACUAAUAAGUAAACUGAAGGAACAGUACAAGAAGGAACGAAAGGGGAAGAAAGGGGUAAAGAGGGUCAACAGGACAAAACUCUACGACAUGAUAGCUGAUCUGGGAGAUGAUGAGCUGCCCCUCAUCCCUUCAGGAAUCAUAAAUCAGUCUAGGUCAGCCUCUACUAGAACUGAUCAUGAAGGUGCAAGAGCAGAGGAAGCUGAACCAAUAACGUUUCCAUCUGGAGGAGGCAAGUCAUUUAUUAUGGGUUCUGAUGAUGUUUUGUUAAGUGUACUGGGCCUUGGAGACCUUGCAGACUUGACGGUAACAAAUGAUGCAGACUAUAGUUAUGAUUUGCCUGCCAAUAAAGAUGCCUUUCGAAAGACAUGGAAUCCCAAGUAUACACUACGUAGCCAUUUUGAUGGAGUACGGGCAUUAGCUUUUCAUCCUGUAGAACCUGUGCUGGUUACUGCCUCUGAGGACCAUACUCUGAAACUUUGGAACUUGCAAAAAACAGUUCCUGCCAAAAAGAGUGCCUCUUUAGAUGUAGAGCCUAUCUACACAUUUAGGGCCCACAUUGGUCCUGUUCUAUCAUUAGCUAUUAGUUCUAAUGGAGAACAGUGUUUUAGUGGUGGUAUUGAUGCAACUAUCCAGUGGUGGAAUAUGCCUAGUCCUAAUGUGGAUCCAUAUGAUACAUACGAGCCAAAUGUUCUAGCUGGCACUUUAGUUGCUCAUACAGAUGCUGUCUGGGGUCUUGCUUAUAGUGGCAUAAAAAAUCAAUUACUGUCAUGUUCAGCAGAUGGCACUGUUAGAUUAUGGAAUCCACAAGAAAAAUUGCCAUGUAUUUGCACUUACAAUGGAGACAGGGAGCAUGGAAUACCUACAUCGGUUGACUUUAUAGGCUGUGAUCCAGCUCAUAUGGUGACCUCUUUCAACACUGGUAGUACAGUAAUUUAUGAUUUAGAAACAUCACAGUCAUUGGUGAUGCUUUCAUCACAGAUAGAUUCUGGUUUACAAUCCAGUAAUCACAUUAACAGAGUAGUAAGUCAUCCCACACUUCCUGUUACAAUAACUGCUCAUGAAGAUAGACACAUCAAAUUUUUUGACAAUAAAACGG